ACGCAUGAGCAUCGGGUUCAAUCUCCUCAACCCUAAUUCUGCCGGAGCAUCCGAUCGGACUCUGCUAUAAUCCGAACACCGCAACCACCUUCUCUCGAACUCUCUAUUAUUUCUAGUACCAAGCCUAUUUGAUGGAAAUAUCAAAUGAUUCAGGCGUAAAGAAACCAAAAAGGCUAACAUCUGUUGUCUGGAAUCACUUUGAAAGGGUUAGGAAGGCUGACAUCUGUUAUGCUGUUUGUGUGCACUGUAACAAGAAACUUAGUGGAUCAAGUAACAGUGGAACUACUCAUCUGAGAAAUCAUUUGAUGCGAUGUCUGAAACGGUCAAACUUUGAUGUGUCUCAACUCCUUGCAGUGAAGAGAAGGAAAAAAGAUAAUACCGUCAGUGUUGCAAGUCUUGGUUUUGAUGAAGUUCAGGGGAAAGAAGAAUACAUAAAGCCAACAAUCAUCAAGUAUGAGCAGGAUCACAAGAAAGAUGAAAUCAUUAACUUUGGGGGUCGUAAAUUUGAUCAGGAGAAGAGUCGACUUGAUCUUGCACACAUGAUCAUAUUGCAUGGAUACCCUUUGACCAUGGUUGAACAUGUGGGAUUCAAGGUCUUUGUGAAGAACCUGCAGCCUCUCUUUGAGUUUAUGCCAAAUUGUGGUGUAGAGGUUUCUUGUAUGGAAAUCUACAGGAGGGAGAAAGAGAAAGUGUAUAACACGAUAAACAAACUACAUGGUAGGAUUAAUCUGUCAAUUGAAAUAUGGUCUUCAGCUGAAAAUUCUUCAUAUUUGUGUGUAGCUGCACAUUAUAUUGAUGAUGAUUGGACGUUACAAAAGAAGAUCCUGAACUUUGUCACACUUGAUCCUUCUCAUACUGAAGACUUGCUUCCAGAAGUGAUUGUUAAAUGUCUCAAUGAAUGGGAUAUCGACUGUAAGUUGUUUGCCUUAACACUGGAUGAUUGUUCCACUGACGAUGGCAUCACUCUUAGAAUCAAACAGCAAGUGACUGAGAAAAAGCCUUUUUUGUGUACUCGUCAAUUACUUGACAUACGCUCUGCAGCACAUCUCAUAAAUUCCAUGGUUCAAGAUGCCAUAGAUGCACUGCAUGAGGUGAUCCACAAGAUUCGAGAAAGCAUCAGGUAUAUUAGAAGUUCACAAGCAGUACAAGGAAAAUUUAAUGAAAUUGCUCAACAAGCUGGAACUAACUCUCAAAAGGCCCUGCUUCUUGAUUUUCCAAUUCAUUGGAAGUCAACAUAUCUCAUGCUUGAAACGGCAUUAGAAUACAAGACUGCUUUUUCUCUCUUCCAAGAGCAAGAUCCCUCUUAUUCAUCAUUCCUAACUGACGAAGAGUGGGAAUGGGCGAUUUCGGUUACUGCUUAUUUGAAACUUUUAGUUGAAAUUACCAAUGUCUUUUCAGGCAACAGAUUUCCUACUGCAAAUAUAUAUUUCCCUGAGAUUUGUGACAUCCAUAUCCAAUUAAUUGACUGGUGCAGAAGUUCAGAUAAUUUUCUUAGUUCCCUGGCAUUGAAGAUGAAAGCGAGGUUUGAUAAUUACUGGAGCAAGUGCAGUUUGGCUUUAGCAGUAGCAGCUAUAUUAGACCCCCGGUUUAAACUGAAGUUGGUUGAAUACUACUACUCCCAAAUUUAUGGGAGCACUGCUUUGGAUCGUAUCAAAGAGGUUUCUGAUACAAUCAAAGAACUUUUUAAUGCGUACUCUAUCUGUUCAACGAUGGUUGAUCAAGGCUCAACCUUGCCUGGCAUCAGCUUACCUAGUACAAGUUAUGAUGUUAGGGAUAGACUAAAGGGCUUUGACAAAUUCCUUCAUGACAUGUCACAGAAUCAGAGCAUAGUAUCAGACCUAGACAAGUAUUUGGAGGAACCAAUUUUUCCUCGUAAUUCUGAUUUUGACAUAUUGAACUGGUGGAAAGUCCACAUGCCAAGGUACCCAAUCUUGUCUAUGAUGGCACGUGAUGUUCUUGGGACUCCAAUGUCAACAAUGUCACCAGAAUUGGCAUUUACCACUGGAGGGAGAGUGCUAGAUCCUACUCGUGCUUCAUUAAACCCUGAUACACGACAGGCUUUAAUAUGCACACAAGAUUGGCUCCGAAAUGAAUCAGGAGAUUUAUAUUCAUCCUCAAGCCAUUUUACUCUACCGGUUCUCAUCGAAUCAAAUUAAGUUUUCCAUGAUACAAGUCGCUACAAUUUAUAAGGGUCUUAUCCAAGACUAAGGAAGGAAGAUAUCUUACAGUUGUCAAGUGGGCCUUUCUUGCAGGGAAGUGGUCUAGCUAGCAAAUAUUCUAUGAACAAGCAAUGUAUAUUCUUAGAACAACGAAGCAAAUGCUUGUGUAUAUGACUACAUGUUAAAGUUUAUCGAGCUUUUGCCUGUAGAGCUGUCACCUGUUAUUGGACUUUCGAUUCAGAUGAAUCUGAAUUUGUACAGAGGGUUGCAUGCCCUUUAAUAUCGAAAUCGCCCCUUGCAUAAACCUUUUCUCUUUGUGUAUGGUUGGCACAUAGAGAAUGAUCUGCUUGGAUGGAGAUCCUCUUACAAUGGCAUCGUUUUAACUGUCAUUUCAUCUCAAUCAUCAUGUACCAAGCGAAAUUCUUAUAUACAGUGUAUCACAG
Molecule: messenger RNA, 2602 nt
Organism: Gastrolobium bilobum
Lineage: Eukaryota; Viridiplantae; Streptophyta; Magnoliopsida; Fabales; Fabaceae
Product: zinc finger BED domain-containing protein RICESLEEPER 1-like
Exons: 4
Coding region: 132-2156 (674 amino acids)
Molecular function (GO): DNA binding; protein dimerization activity
Source: RefSeq, a predicted model, not a curated record